Molecule: messenger RNA, 351 nt
Organism: Microthlaspi erraticum
Lineage: Eukaryota; Viridiplantae; Streptophyta; Magnoliopsida; Brassicales; Brassicaceae
Source: the annotation of a GenBank genome assembly
AUGUGUGGAAUGCAAUCAGAGAUAUAUGAUGAGGUGGUAAGAUGCAAACACAAACAUGAUGUGCGGGAUCAGGUCUUCCCCUUUCAUAUCCCUGAUUCUGCAAGUGCACAGGUCAGAAGUAGUAAAUGGGUAUCGAACACAAGGACCAGAUUGCACGCUACAAGUUAUGAGUUUGAGAACAAGCUAGGGCAAAAGUAUAAGUUGGUUGAGUGCAGAGAAAGGUUACCGCACUUAGGUGCUAAUCUAGAACUUGAAACACUAUGGUACGAUCGGCCAGCUUAUCGGGUCAUGGUCGCUAUCGGCAUGGUCGGAACGAUCGUGGCCGAGAGUUCUCGUGGUCGGCCGCUGUAG